GCCAUGGGAACCUGCGGCCGCCUGGGUUUGAGGCGGGCGGUGCGCACGCCGGGCGUGAGGAGGCAGAAAGGGGCCAUUGGCCCCGCCCGCAAUCUCAGCCCUUUGGAGGACUGCGCUACCCCGUUCCCAGGGAGCGCGUGCCGCCGCCACCGCCUCAACUUUCUUCGGACUCGGGAAUUUCUCGGCCACGAGGAGGAGUCCAGGGAGGAAAGAGCCGGUCCCUCCCUCCUACGGCGCUUUCAGCCCGAGGCCGACCCCCGACAGGCAGGGAUGGGCGACGCGACCUGGCUGUCGUUCCCCGUGCUCCUCCUGGCCGCUCUGCCCGCCGGGCUGCUGCGGGGGGCGGCGGGCUUCACGCCCUCGCUGGACAGCGACUUCACCUUCACCCUGCCGGCCGGGCACAAGGAGUGCUUCUACCAGCCCAUGCCGCCCAAGGCCUCGCUGGAGAUCGAGUACCAGGUUUUAGAUGGAGCAGAAUUAGAUAUUGAUUUCCAUCUUGCCUCUCCAGAAGGGAAAACCUUAGUUUUUGAGCAAAGAAAAUCAGAUGGGGUUCAUACUGUUGAGACUGAAGUUGGUGACUACAUGUUCUGCUUUGAUAAUACAUUCAGCACCAUUUCUGAGAAGGUAAUUUUCUUUGAACUCAUCCUGGAUAAUAUGGGAGAACAGGCACAGGAACAAGAAGACUGGAAAAAGUAUAUUACUGGCACAGAUAUGUUGGAAAUGAAAAUGGAAGACAUCCUGGAAUCCAUCAACAGCAUCAAGUCCAGACUAAGCAAAAGUGGUAAUAUACAAACUGUGCUUAGAGCAUUUGAAGCUCGUGAUCGAAACAUACAAGAAAGCAACUUUGAUAGAGUCAAUUUCUGGUCCAUGGUUAAUUUAGUGGUCAUGGUGGUGGUGUCAGCCAUUCAGGUUUAUAUGCUGAAAAGUCUAUUUGAAGAUAAGAGGAAAAGUAGAACCUAGUGCUCCAAAGCAGAUUAGCUAACAUUGAAAACUGAGGUAGAAAACUAAACCUGUUAGAGUCAAGAUCAUUAAGUGUAAAACAAGUAAAAUUUUAAAAUAAAAAUAAAAGUCUUCAUGUUAUAUACAAAUAAUUUUAAUGAUCCAGUUGUGCUUAUGCAUGUAAUAGGCAAAACAUAUAAAAUAUAAGUUUAAGUGAAUGGAGCCAUAUUAACAAGUGUAUAUCCCUGAGUUAAAAAAAAAAAAAAAGGUCACAAACAUCAUACAUGAAUUAAGUGAAUGAAUAUUCUUCCUAAACACCAAUUUACUUGUACCCAGAAGUUUCUGUGCAUAUGUGGCCGUCACAAGUUGAUUGCAGAGGUUGUCAAUGUAGCUAGUUAUAAACCAUUUCAAAAUCAUCUAAUUAUCAACCUUUCUCUAUUUACAUACAUAUCUUUCCUAAUAUAAAAAAUAGAAGCACAGCUUUGAAAUAACUUUUGCGACUUUUUAAAACCAAAUAUAUUAUAGUAAAAAAUAAAUAACAACAAAAAUAUUAGUUUUAUAUAUGUAAUCUACAUUUCCAAAAGCUGACAUUUUGAUAAUUCUUAAAACUGCAAAGGCUUUCUUUCCUCAUAAAAACUAGGCCAAGAUUUCUCUUUAAAUAGUUAUAAAGAUUUUCUAACAUGAAGAUAAUAUAAAGGUUGUUCAGUGUUUAUGAAUGGGAUGCAUUCUGUCUAGACCUUAACUGAAAUGUAUGAUUUUAACAGAAAUGGGAGAUAAAUUUAUUUUUAUAUUAUUUGUCAACAGUGUUAUUAGUUUUUUGUAGUUAUUGACUUUGAUAACACAUUGUUACUAGCAGUUGUGAAAGAAAUACGGCUGAAUUGAUCUGUUCUUAGUGUAAAUAAGCCGUUCCUUUUCAUAAGUUCUCAAAAUUAUUAAGAACAUCAAGAAAGAAUUGAGAUAAAUUUGAAAAUACCUGAUCCAAAAUAAAGGUCACUAAAUAGAACUGUAAAUAAGAUUUUGAAUCUGAUGGGCUCAUCUCAACAUCCCAAUCCUAAUAUAAAUUAUAAGAGUAAUUUCCAGUUAACUGAAAGAAAGUGUAUUUGGCUAUGGUGAAAAUGAUAAUUUUUGAAAUUUUUUUAGUUGUUUUACUGAAUUAUCUUUUAAGUAUUCAGCUAGGUUAGAUGAAAUGUGUACCUACUGUAAGGUUUAGCAUUGGGUAUACAUAUUUACAGUUUUUGAUAACUUUUCUAGAAUUACCUCUGAUCACUUUACUGAUAUUGAAGGAUUAGAAACAGUCCCAAAUUAUAAUCACCUAAUAUGUAAAUAAGCCAUAAAUACAUAAAAAUUCUCUGAAACGCUAGUUUGUCAGUUUGCAGUACAAUGUUACUCGAGUAUUGAUAAUUUCAUCAUGAAUAAAACAAAAUUUUUAGUUAUACCCAUCAGUAAUGUUAUAAGUGUACUGUGAGUUAGAAACAAUUAACAAUCAAAUUUGGGUAUAGAACCCAUAUUGCUAGAAUUCUAAUUAAGCAAUAACAAUUCCCAGAGAAAUACUGACUUAAUUUACAAAAUUUAUACUUACAAUGGUACACAGACAUUGCUCUCCUUCUUAGGCCCUUGGGAGAAAAUUAGCUUCUAGAUCCCUAUUCAUAGACUUUGAAAAAAUGAGUUAAAUACAUAGAUGAUCAGCAAGUGGCCAAGAAAAUGCUUGUCUAAGAGAAGUCCCUGUAGUUCAUGUAUAACAAGGGCCUAUGAAGAGCACUUAUUUUUCCUCUACUAAUUUCAUGAGAAGCAAGCUUACAGGUACCAUAACUAAUACAGCAGGGUAGUUAUAGUCUACUGCAUCUGUUCUACAAAACUGUGAUUAAUAAUUCUACCUCUUAUAUGUGUCUGUUACUGUAUUCUAAUUCCUUACCUAACACUGAACUUAUUACAUCAUAGUAUGUAUGUGAUUUGAGCCACUGAUUUUAAACCAGUAUCUUACCAUGUCACCAUAUAAAUGGUGGCUGUAUUUGAAAAACAAGGAAUUUAGAAUUAUGGAUAUUUUAUUUUUAUAGGCAAAAACAGAUAGCAUCAUGUAUCCUGUAUUGACCAUAAAAGGCAAAAUUUGAAAACAAAGGACAAGUAUUUUAAAGGCAUAUUAUCUGCUUCUGUAAGUUCUUUUAAUGUUACUUUCUCAAUUGUAAAAUUAAGCAAGCCAUCUCUAGAGCUGGUUUUGUCUACACAUUUGGUGAAGUUGACAUAAACACAGCAUUUCACCAAAGCCUAGAGUUCAUUGUCCUUACUUGAAUUUGGACCACUCUGUGCUCUUCUUUCAUGUGAAUGUCUAUACACAAAGGUCAAUGAGGGUCUGAAAAUAGCACUGUUAGAUAAAUCAGAAUGUCUUUUCACUAAAUAUUUUCCUUCCUAAACAUUAUGUCUUAAAGUUGGCAAAAACAUGUACCUGUAACUGGACACCUAAAGUGAAAAUUAUUCCUGAUUUUGAAACAAAUCAAUUAAGCAUGUAAUGGUUUUUCAAUGAUGUAUAAUAGUGUUGCUCACACUUGCUGUACACUUGUAAACAGUUGUCUUAAAUGAGCAAUGGAUUAUGUACUAAGCUGAACUUACCUAAUAAAAAUUACAGUCACA
Messenger RNA from Jaculus jaculus (lesser Egyptian jerboa), 3564 nucleotides. RefSeq names its product transmembrane p24 trafficking protein 5 (gene Tmed5). Gene Ontology annotation, biological process: Golgi organization; intracellular protein transport; endoplasmic reticulum to Golgi vesicle-mediated transport. Gene Ontology annotation, cellular component: Golgi apparatus; COPII-coated ER to Golgi transport vesicle; endoplasmic reticulum. The record is from RefSeq and is a predicted model, not a curated record. Bases 4 to 960 code for a protein of 318 amino acids. Lineage: Eukaryota; Metazoa; Chordata; Mammalia; Rodentia; Dipodidae. The transcript has 4 exons.